GCGAUCAGUGAUUUUGCCGGCUUAUUGUGAUACUAUAAGCUGAAAUACUUAAGAAAAUUUCGAGCAGUUAAUGUGGGCAAAAAUCAAGAAAAUUGGUGCUUUCUUUUCUGCUCAAUAACAUCAACAUAUACGUCAGUGUGAACAGGUCUUAUUUUUAUCAAUGACAAAAUGACAAGAUUGCACCUCUCAAAUUUCUUCUACGUGUUUCAGAGUGUGUGUGUGUGAUAGUGUGUUGGUGAUUAUUUGAUCAUGAAGAGGUAUCCCUUAUCACUGAUCGAUAGUAUUGAAAUUGAUAGCGUUUUGUUUGAAUUUGCUGUGUAAAUCCAAUUCACGAUGGACAGUCAUCGUUUCGAUGUCAGGAACAAAGUUUUAGAGGACUUAAAUUUCAACGUGAUUGAUUCAGAUUUGCAAUUUAUUGAUUUAGGAUACGGCGAUGGUGUUCCCGUUUAUCAAAAUCGGAUAUCGAGCGUCAAUCCUCUAGAGGCAACAACAACCUAUGUCGCUGAUAUAGAUGCGAAUGACAAGAAUGCUGGGUAUAUUCAUCACACCAUUAAGCACGAUGAAAUUACUGUGCACAUACGGCCAGGAUUCAACACAUCAAUGCCAGAACAUCCUUCGCAUGCCACCAUCACGAUUGAAACUAUGGAUCCCCAAACCAAGGAACGGGAGAUUAAGCGUUUUCGCUGUGAGUAUGAUGGCUGUCCAAGAUCGUAUAGCACUGUCGGCAACCUUCGAACGCAUAUGAAAACCCAUAAAGGUGAGUACAGAUUCAAAUGUACCGAGUCAUCUUGUGGUAAGGCAUUCUUAACCUCCUACAGCUUGAAGGUCCACAUUCGAGUUCAUACCAAGGAUAAACCAUUUGGAUGUGAACAUGACGGCUGUGAGAGAUCUUUCAACACUCUCUACAGGCUCAGGGCUCAUCAAAGAAUUCAUAACGGUGAAACCUUCAAUUGCACCCUGAAUGGCUGCGACAAACAUUUUACGACAUUUUGUGAUCUCAAAAAACAUUUACGGGUGCACACACAGGAAAGACCUUACAGGUGUGUUGAAGAAGGUUGUGGAAAAUCAUUUACUGCUAGUCAUCAUUUAAAAACUCAUAAAUUUACUCAUGUCUCUGAUAAACCGUACACUUGUGCAGUCGACAGCUGUCAGCGUUCCUAUCGAUCAAAAUACAGCCUAGAAAACCAUCUAAAGAAGAGUCAUAAAACUGAUGAAAAAGAUGAAAAUUCAGGAAAUAUUCCGGCCAUCAUAGAUACAAGCAAGAAAAGCAGCACAACAUCGUUAGCUCCUAACUCUGCCAAUAAUCCAAAGGACUUGCAACCAUCAGAAGGAAACAAUUCGGAUUCAAAGAGUAUUGAAGUUCAGAAUGUUAAUGAAAUUAGUCAUCACGCUCUGCAGACAUCAACAGUUCAAGAUGUAAAGCAGAAAGAGAGUGAAAGUACAGACUUUUCUUUCUUCUCGGCUCUUGCGAACACAUUUUCCGAAAACAUCAACAGUCAUUUUUCAGUGUCAAACAAAGAUGAAGCUAAAACCGAAAUCAGUGGAGGAAUGUUCCCUCCCGCACCUCAAAACACAGUUUAUGUCAACUGCAGCUUCAACCCAUCCAGCUCCUCAUCAGUUCCUCCGGCCAACUUUGACUUCACAGCCGACCCUCUGAAAACCGACAACAGUAUUCAAAGUUUCAGUGCUAUGUUGAGCGAUGUCAGGGAGACUCUCAGCGGCAAUUCCGGAAGUUUCGGAGUACCAAAAAUUGUGGAGUCGUUCGCUCCUGUCAGUUUACCACAGAAUUCUUGGGUGGACGUAGCUCCAUUACCAAACAUCGUAAUUAACCCUGAAGUUGUAGAUGUAGACUGGAAGUUACCCUCACCAGAGCCAAAAACCUUGUCAACUGACAACAAACUCACGCUAAAGAAAAUCACUGCAGACGCGAAUAUCUGCAAAUGUGAGCCGUGUCUCUGUAAUGCUCUUCACAAUAACUGCCAAGACUGCGAUGAGACAACUAAUUUGGGGAAUCCUAGCCAAAACAUUACCAAUUUCAACUUUGAGAGCGACAAUAACAAUAAUAACAUCAAUUCGGCCCCAGCAGAUAGCUUCUUGACCGUUACUAACUCGUACCUGGUUCUCGAUAACACAUCGAGUGAGGAACCAGCAAAUACCUUCGGGGAUUUUACACCAACUGCAAGUAACUUGACCCUUGGGGACUCUACCUUCCCUUUGCCUGAAAGUGGUGAAAAAAUACUUCCCAACUUGGAAAAACACUCUGAUUUGGGGUGUGCUGCACCCUCCACUUCAGGAUUCACCGCCCUAGGGGCAGAAGAAGUGAUAUCCUCUUUGAUGCCGGAAAAAGUUACGCCAGCCUACACCAGAGAUGUUCUUGAGAUUUUCCUACCAGAAACCUCAGGCAUGACAGCAGCAGCACAAAACAGCUCUCAAGACCAGAGUUCAUUUAUAGAUACGUUUAGUUUAAGUGAAUGCAGUUUGUUUUCUAGUGAUCCUAUCAGCGAGUCUUCGUGUGCGAUGUGUUGUAAUUUGUUGAACGAAUCAGAGUUUUAAUAAAGGUGCAACUUAUCUAAGUCAAAA
Bemisia tabaci is the source of this 2580-nucleotide messenger RNA. RefSeq lists its product as uncharacterized. Gene Ontology annotation, cellular component: nucleus. Gene Ontology annotation, biological process: regulation of transcription by RNA polymerase II. The record is from RefSeq and is a predicted model, not a curated record. NCBI's taxonomy places the organism in Eukaryota, Metazoa, Arthropoda, Insecta, Hemiptera, Aleyrodidae.